UGAGACAGCUGUGUGAGCCGGCAGUGGGCUGGGAUCUUCGAGCAGAGCGGGAGCGGACAGCCAGAAUGAUCCAGCCCGCUACCAGCAGCAGCACAGCGUCCCAUGGCAGCCGCGCUCCGGUCUGUUCGUAGUCUUAACACCAGACAAAGGACUACUAGACAAUCUUCUGUCCAUUAUCUCAAGAAUCUGUUUUCUUCUUCGCGUCUGCUGUUCAAUUGUGUUAAAUGCCCUGGAUUGUGACACCGAUGAGUUCAACCAGUUUUCUGGAUUUAUUUCCACAUAAGACUAUGGCUGUGGAUAUAGCGAUGAAAUUUUAUUUGCAAUCCCCACCUCUCAGAAGAGAACGUGUCGAAUGCAGAAUUUCUCAAAAAAGCAACAAGCCUUUGAGGCCAUGCAUCCAGACGAACAGCAAAAUGAUCAUUAAUGAGCGAAACCACAAAGAAAGUAAAGUGAAAAAACGUGUCACGUUUGCAGAUAGCCGAGGCCUUGCCCUUACUAUGGUGAAGGUAUAUUCAGAGCUUGAUGACCAAUUUGAAAUUCCAUUUAACAUCACAGAACUGAUAGAUAAUAUUGUCAACUUGACAACCGUGGAGAAAGAACGUCUUGUGCUGGACUUCGUACAACCUUCUGCUGACUACUUGGACUUCAGGAACCGUUUAAAUGCUGACUUUGUUUGUCUAGAGAACUGUAUGCUUAAAGAAAAGGCUCUGGUAGGCACCGUGAAGGUCAAAAAUCUUGCUUUCCAGAAAAGCGUGAAAAUAAGGAUGACCUUUAAUUCUUGGCAAACCUUUACUGACUAUGAGUGCGAGUAUGUCAAGGACACAUAUGCUGGUUCCGAUAGAGACACUUUCUCCUUUGAUAUAAGUCUACCAGAGAACGUUCAGUUGCAUGAGCGGAUAGAGUUUGCAAUUUGCUUUGAGUGUGAAGGGAAAACCUACUGGGACAGCAACAAAGGACAAAAUUACAGAAUCAUUUGCCCUAACCUCAAAAGGCUGCCUGACUUUCAGAGCAACCAUUCUGAACCGGAUUAUAACCUUUCUUUCGAUCAGUUUGGAAGCCCAAGGUGUUCUUAUGGAAUAUUUCCAGAAUGGCCCAGCUACUCUGGGUUUGAUAAGCUAGGACCUUACUAUUAACUUGGUAUCCAAAGAAAUCAAGGUGAACGAACUGAAAUGGCUUCUAAUCCCAAAAUGAUAGAAUGGGGAUGUGAAUGUGUCCCUAUUGGGACUAGCUGUAAGCCACAAACAUGGAGAACCUACAAUAGGUCAUGAUGCAUACUUGCAUUAGAUUUUUCCUGUUAAGGGAUAUAUUGUCCUAUAACUCAAUAUUGAAAGUAGCACCUUUUUUGGUAUCCAAUGUAUACAGAAUGAAUCUGUGAACAUUUUUCUCAUCAGUGCUGUGGUCUUUCCUUUCCAAAGCUGCUAUACCUUCAAACUCCAAAGACCCUGCCCUACACUUUUUUUUUUUUUUUUUUUUGUCUUUAACUACUUUAGUCGGGAUGUGUUACCUUUCAUUCUCAAUGUAUACAUGAAUGUCUGUGUAAAUCCUUAAUCCGCCAUCUGUUCUCAGGAAAAGUGUUCCUAUUCUCCUGCUAAAAUGAAUGGGGAUGAGGAAUUCGGUCUUGUUGAUGGGACUAAAUGUUUAUAUAACCUUUUUUUUUUUUUCUGCACUGCUUCACAUUAAGGUCACUUUGACAUGAAGCCAUGUCAGGUAUUCAGACAUUAAACCAUUCUAUCUAGAUAUGCUACAUGUACACUCACUUGAUGCACAUUUUUAACUCUGUAAUCUGAUUUUUGAAUUUUGUGGAUUUUUAUCUUUAAAUGGGUCCAGAUUUACGUGCCCUGGCUUCUCCGAACAGACGUAAAUGUGCAAUAUUCCUCUGGUGUCUAGGCUGGAGUAUGCUGUACAAAUGAGUGCCUUUUAUUUUUAAUUAAAUAAAAUUCUUACUAUGAUCA
Molecule: messenger RNA, 1952 nt
Organism: Pelobates fuscus (common spadefoot toad)
Lineage: Eukaryota; Metazoa; Chordata; Amphibia; Anura; Pelobatidae
Gene: PPP1R3B
Product: protein phosphatase 1 regulatory subunit 3B
Exons: 3
Coding region: 225-1133 (302 amino acids)
Biological process (GO): regulation of glycogen biosynthetic process
Cellular component (GO): protein phosphatase type 1 complex
Molecular function (GO): glycogen binding; protein phosphatase 1 binding
Source: RefSeq, a predicted model, not a curated record